Molecule: messenger RNA, 6620 nt
Organism: Coregonus sp. 'balchen'
Lineage: Eukaryota; Metazoa; Chordata; Actinopteri; Salmoniformes; Salmonidae
Source: the annotation of a GenBank genome assembly
AUGAAUUUGGAACGUACAUAUAGAAAUAUGCUAUGUAGAACAAAUAUGCAUCUGACAUGUUGAAUAAGGAAUAAAGUCUGCUCUAUUCAUGGGAUUUCUAUCUGCAAUGUUCGAGAUUGUUUUGCAACUUUAUGUGGCCAUGGUAACAUUACCAGUAACAUUACCUGCAACUCAAUAUUAGGAAGGUGUUCUUAAUGUUUUGUACACUCAGUGUAUAUUCUUUAUAUGUUUGUAAUAUUUCUGCUGUUGGGAAGAUAAUUGUUAUGCAGAAGGUGAUGUAUGUUUGUGCACAUGGAAGUCUGAUUUAUGUUUACUAUUGGUUAAUCAUCAUUUUGACAAUAACUAGUGUCACAGUUUCGGCCGAGGCGGCUCCUUCUCCUUGUUCGGGCAGGCUUCGGCGGUCGUCGUCUCCGGAGUACUAGCUGCCACCGUUCGAUGUUUCAUGUUUGAUUGGUUUUGUCUGUUUGUUACACCUGUUUAUUGUUAAGUGUUCAUUAGGCACCCUAUUUAGUUCUCUUGUGUUUGGUCAGGUGUUGUGUGUAAUUGUUCUAUUGUCACGUGUUGUUGUUUGGUCCUCUGUUUUGUGCUCUCUUAUUUCGUGUUGUUUAAGAGAGUCCUGCACGUUGUGCGUUCGUACUUUGGACAGUCUAGUGUACGUUUGUUUCGCCUGUGGCCUGUUGCCGUGUUUGGCGUGUACUACGGACUUCACUAAAGACAUCUGUUUUUUUUUUAUCUCUGUGUCCUGCGUGUGAUUCCACGUUCCCACUACACUCAACCCUGACAACUAGACUAAAUCAUUAUUCAAAUGACAAAAAUGUGACUUAAUUAUGUUUUAGUCAAAAUCACUAAGACUACACUAAAUUUUUAAAAUAGUGCCAAAAUCACACUGGUUUGGAUAGGAAGAAACACUGUGCUGCUCUAUUCAUUGACUUAUCUAAAGUGUUUGACACUGUCGACCAUCCUUUACUAAUUCAAAGAUUGUCUGAACUUGGCCUGGAUCAGAUAACUUUGGUAGUUUUGUUAGCUAUAGACUAGGUAAUUCUUGUAUGUUUUACUGUCUAUGUAAAUAAUAUUGGUCGAUCUGCAUUUUUUAAAAACGUACACCUGCAUGCAGAUGACACUGUUGUGUAUGCUAUUGUACAUGCUAAGUACAUGAUGUUUUCCAAUUCACUUGCAUCUGAUGAUUUAUGCAUGUGUACAUUGGAUGCUGCCCACAUUGAUCGUGUCCCCUCUUAUAAAUAUCUGGGCAUCUGGAUUGAUGAUAAGUUUAUAUUUUUAAAAGCAUAUGGAUGAGUUAGUUAAGAUGUUGAGAAUAAAAAUGGGCUUCUUCUUUAUACAGUGCCUUCGGAAAGUAUUCAGACCCCUUGAAUUUUUCCGCAUUUUGUUACGUUACAGCCUUAUUAUAAAAAUGAUUAAAUUGUUUUUUUUCCCCUCAUCAAUCUACACACAAUACCCCAUAAUGACAUAGCAAAAACAGGUUUUAAGACAUUUUUGCUAAUUUAUAUUUUUAAACUUACAUAUGACAUUUACAUAAGUAUUCAGACCCUUUACUCAGUACUUUGUUGAAGUACCUUUAGCAGCGAUUAUAGCCUGAAGUCUUCUUGGGUAUGACGCUACAAGCUUGGCACAUCUGUAUUUGGGGAGUUUCUCCCAUUCUUCUCUGCAGAUCCUCUCAAACUCUGUCAGGUUGGAUGGGGAGCGUUGCUACACAGCUAUUUUCAGGUCUCUCCAGAGAUGUUCGAUCGGGUUCAAUUCUGGGCUAUGGCUGGGCCACUCAAGGACAUUCAGAGACUUGUCCUGAAGCCACUCCUGCGUUGUCUUGGCUGUGUGCUUAGGGUCGUUGUCUUGUUGGAAGGUGAACCUUCGCCCCAAGUCUGAGGUCCUGAGCGCUCUGGAGCAGGUUUUCAUCAAGGAUCUCUCUGUACUUUGCUCCGUUCAUCUUUACCUCGAUCCUGACUAGUCUCCCAGUCCCUGCUGCUGAAAAACAUCCCCACAGCAUGAUGUUGCCACCACCAUGCUUCACCGUAGGGAUGGUGCCAGGUUUCCUCCAGAUGUGAUGCUUGGCAUUCAGGCCAAAGAGUUCAAUCUUGGUUUCAUCAGACCAUAUAAUCUUGUUUCUCUUGGUCUGAGAGUCUUUAGGUGCCUUUUGCCAAACUCCAAGCGGGCUGUCAUGUGCCUUUUACUGAGGAGUGGCUUCUGUCUGGCUACUCUACCAUAAAGGCCUGAUUGGUGGAGUGCUGCAGAGAUGGUUGUCCUUCUGGAAGGUUCUCCCAUCUCCACAGAGGAACUGUAGAGCUCUGUCAGAGUGACCAUUGGGUUCUUGGUCACCUCCCUGACCAAGGCCCUUCUCCCCCAAUUGCUCAGUUUGGCUGGGCAGCCAGCUCUAGGAAGAGUCUUGCUGGUUCCAAACUUCUUCCAUUUAAGAAUGAUGGAGGGCACUGUGUUCUUGGGGACCUUCAAUGCUGCAGACAUUUUUUGGUACCCUUCCCCAGAUCUGUGCCUCGACACAAUCCUGUCUCGGAGCUCUACGGACAAUUCCUUCUACUUCAUGGCUUGGUUUUUGCUGUGACAUGCACUGUCAACUGUGGGACCUUUUAUAGACAGUUCUGUGCCUUUCCAAAUCAUGUCCAAUCAAUUGAAUUUACCACAGGUGGACUCCAAUCAAGUUGUAGAAACAUCUCAAGGAUGAUCAAUGGAAACAGAAUGCACCUGAGCUCAAUUUCGAGUCUCAUAGCAAAGUGUCUGAAUACUUAUGUAAAUAAGGUAUUUCUGUAAAAAAAUAUAUAUACAUUUGCUAACAUUUCUAAAAAUCAGUUUUCGCUUUUUCAUUAUGGGGUAUUGUGUGUAGAUUGCGGUGACACCAUUUAUAUGAAUGCAACUGCUACUACACUGAAACCAUUAGAUGCAGUUUAGAACAGCACACUCUGCUUUAUUAUGGGUGACAGGUUCAGUACACAUCAUUGCAUCCUAUAUCAGAAUGUAGGCUUGCCCUCCCCUAAGUCUCAUAGAUCAAUACGUUGCUCUCUUUUUGUUUAUAAAGGCCUCUUGUGCAAACUUCCGUCGUACCUUACUUCAUUGUUAAAUUACAGACAUACGAGUUACCAGACCUGAUCACAGGGAUGGCUUACUCUAGAUGUCCCAUUGAUCACUACAGAAUUACAGUAGGUAAAUCUGCAUUACGUUUUUUUCCGCCCCAUAUAUGGAAUGAUCUGCAGAGCUCUCUUUACCUUGACGCUCUGGUGCCUCUAGGGCAAUUCAGGUUGUACAUUUUGUAUAAUUUGUGUACAUGCAGGGCUCUCUUGCAAAAUAGGUUUUGGUCUGAAUGGGAUUUCCCCGUCAAAAUAAAGGUACAAAAAAAUUAAGUAAUAAAGGAUUGUGUUUUUUUUACAGUGAUGGCAUUUCAGUGAUUGUGCAAUUAACAGCAGAAUAAGAAUUUGCUGAGAUAGUCUUUAUUUCCAUGUGAACUUAAUUUUAGUGUGUACACUCUUAGAAAAAAAGGUGCUAUCUAGAACAUAAAAGGGUUCUUCAGCUGUCCCCAUAGGAGAACCCUUUGAAGAACUGUUUUUGGUUUCAUCACAUCAGGCCUUCACAGCUUUCUCUCGAUCGCUAAGACACUUUUAAUUAAACGUUUCAUGAAACUGAUCUCCAUCAUAACCUAAUGAGCACAACAGUAUACUAAGUCACUCAUUGCUUUCACACAAAAUGCAAAUGCUAAGCACAUUUUUGCAAAACAGUAAACACAACUCUCUACAAAAGAUGUAAAACUCAGUUGAGUAAAUCAUGUAAACAUUUGGUGACAGCUGAUACAAAUUACACCCAUGAAUGUGAACCUCUUUUGCACAUGUGCAAAACUUCUUUACACAAUUGUUCAAUCAGCAAUCAGUCCUUUUUCAUGCAUUAAAAUGGUCACUCACCUCUGAGUUGCUGUUUGCAAGGAUGGACCAAGUAAGAGGCCGAGGGCAAGGACAAAGGAGAGGUAGAGGGGCCCAUAGAGGAAGAGGGGUUCAGAUGUGUGGAGGUGGAAAGUUUAUGAUUACCUUCUACAUGACCAGAUGUCCCUCCUAGACACAAUGACGGCCUAUUGUAUGGUAAUCACUGCAGAGGACUGCCAAGCGUGAAUGCGCCAUGCAAGGAGAGAUUUUUCCUCGCUGCACUGCAUGGGAAAAAAUCCAGUGUGAUGUUGAUGAAAACAUGUGGCCUGAUUGACAAGAACGAGUGGACUGAAUGUGGUGUAUAUUGUAUUGGUUUUGCCUUUUUUAUUUUUUAUUCUCUGUAUAUACUGUACAGCAUCAUUGAAUUUGUAAAGGACAACAUGGAAAAAGUUAAAAGAAAGCAUUUUGUUUCUGGAUAUUCAUGCUCUGAGUGACAUUCUUUCUGCUUUGGUCAUCUUUGGUAAAAUCAUCUUAGGAAAAAAAGAAUACAGCCCAUGCUGUGAUAAUAUGUUUACUUGUCUUUUAUGGUGCAUACUAUUAUUAUAGUAUCAGUAAAUGGCAGAGAAAUAUAUAGGAAGGUUAACCAUGUUAGGGUAUAUUGAUAGUUGUAGUUAGUAUUUAUUGGGCCAUUGUGUAACGAUUGAUUGAAAUAACUUUUCAUUAGAUAACAAGUUAUGUUCUGAUGGAGGUAGUUGAUUUUGUAUCAUGUAUUUAAUGUUUUGAGAGUCUUAAUGCAUUUUGCAAAUGAAAUGAGUCAUUUUGGCCAAUGAGUUUCAGUUGGGGCUGCAUGUUAAUUGUUUCAAAAAAGUGAAUUCUGUUUGGACACAUUUUCUCAAGCAUUCAAGAAAAACUGUAAUUUGCUACAUUGCUAUGUUAUUAGAGAAGAACUAUGCUUUUUAAGUCAAUGUGUUGAUAUUGAGUCUCUCUUUAUUUCCACAGUACUCUGUGCAGCCCAGCAUUCAGCCCAGCCUGAGACUCAGCAGGUGAAAGGCAUCGUGGGAAAGUUUCUCUCUUUUCCAGAGAGGGUGUUAAAGUCUGGCAAUUUACUUUAUGGAGACCUUGGCAAUAUUGCACAGGUGUACCCUGGUAAACAAAGUAAUACCAACCUUGUGAAGAGAUUUAAAUACCGCCUUCACUGGAACAAUGUUACUGGAUUCUUCACUUUGUCAGACCUACAAAUAGAGGAUUCUGGGGUUUAUACCGUGGAGAAUGCAGAUGAAGAUGAAGGGAAGUCGACACAUGCAUUUCAGCUGACUGUGUACUGUAAGUGUGUGUGUGUGGGUGUGUGUUGUAAAUGACAAAAUCAUUAAAGUGGCAAUCAGCAGUAGAAACGUUAAUAAAGCGUUCUCCCCGCCCCUAGUUCUGUAAAAAGCAGAGGGAUAGGGCUGGAGAAAUGUAACCACUCAAAUUCAUAGACAGAGCUAUGGAUGCAAGGACUGAUCAACCAUUAUAUAAGAAGUAUAGUUUUAACCAUGUUUUGAGACUAUAUAGUGUUUGUUCACAAUUUCUUUGUUUACAAACACAGGAGUAAAACAAGCUGAUGGGUUCUCCUAAACUCAUAAGUUAUAUUAUUCAAGAAUCAAAGGGUACAUAUCAUUAAUUUAUAAGUCCAAAAAUGGAUAUAACAACUGCUCUUUGCCACUUUAAAGAUAAGUUCCAAUUCAGCAAUUCUAAUUUUUUCCUUAUUUGUCUUCCAGAUGUUCUAUCCAAACCUCAGGUGACAGUCCAUGACAACAGCUCCUGUAGCGUGGUGUGUUCUGUGGAGAACGGGAGAGAGGUGACACUGUCCUGGUACAGAGGAGGGAAGCUACUCAACCGGCGCAGCAGCCCUGACCUCAACAUCACCCUCUCUCUACCUCUCAAGGUGGAUGAACAGAACAUAGACUCUUACAGAUGUGAGGCUGCCAACCCAGUCAGCAAGGAGACCACUGUUACAAAUGUCUGUAUAGAGAGUGAUCCCUCCAAGGUGACAGGUAAAAAAAUAAAAUAAUGUACAGUAGCAAUGUUAAAUUGCUGAUAUCCAGACAAUACCAAAUUCAAUAUGAAACAAUAAGUAUGGUAGAGCUCAUUUUAUGAAACAAUGUUUUAAUUAAAAAAUAGUUUUCUCUCUUUUUACUUUUAGAUGGUGAUGAGAGGACUCGAGGUUGUCUUAUUAUUGCUGUAAUCUGCGUUUUGUUUGCCUCCGGACUUGUUGGACUUGCAAUCUAUCUAAAGAAGGGUAGAAAUGGACACUCACAAGGCAGGUAUUUAUCUUUUAGCGGGGUGAGGUCAUUCUCCUUGUCAAAGUCAAACCUUUUUAAAUGAUCAAGGAUAGUGUUUUGGAAAAGGUAGGAAAUGUUUGCCUGAACAACAGAUGCAGGUCAAAUGAAGAGACGUCUUCCACACUUCCUCUGCUUGGUCAGACAGUUUUAUUAUCUCAGACCACUUCUCUAAAUGUUGAAAAAGCAGAAGGAACAUACACACACACAAGCACACUCUGACAAUGAUUACUUUAUAGCUUCGCUGGCUCCAAAAGGAUCGCUAGCACAGACACAGGUAUCCAUAGUAACAUGAGUCGUUAGUGUUUGCAGAACCUGUCUUGGGGGUGAGCAUUUGUGCAUUUCUGCCAGUUACUCCCACCCACACUGUAUUUUUCAUUUCCUUUAUUUGUCUUUAUAGAUUCACCCGGAAGAAAGCAAGAUGAAAUAG